AUGUUCCCAUAUCAACUGGUUUAUGGGAAAGCUUGCCAUUUACCACUAGAAUUGGAACACAAAGCUCUCUGGGCCAUCAAGAUACUAAACUUUGACAGCAUUACUGCUGGUGCAAAGAGGAUCUUGCAGCUGCAAGAGAUAGAGGAAUUCAGGUCACAAGCCUAUGAGAAUACUAAGAUAUAUAAAGAGAAGGCAAAGAGGAGACAUGACCUGUAUCUUGCACCCAGGGAUUUUGAAAAGGGGCAGCAAGUACUCCUCUACAAUUCCAAAUUGAGACUGUUCCCAGGAAAACUCAAAUCGAGGUGGUCAGGGCCUUUCAUUGUCACUAAACUCUCACCAUAUGGACACAUCGAAAUCAUGGAUAAAAGAUCAGAGAGGACUUUUACAGUAAAUGGACAAAGACUCAAGCAUUAUCUGGGCAACAUGGGGGAAAACCCCAGAGUAAAAUAUCAUCUCAAGUGA
This is a messenger RNA of Arachis duranensis, 462 nucleotides long. RefSeq lists its product as uncharacterized. The coding region runs from base 1 to 462 and encodes 153 amino acids. NCBI's taxonomy places the organism in Eukaryota, Viridiplantae, Streptophyta, Magnoliopsida, Fabales, Fabaceae. The record is from RefSeq and is a predicted model, not a curated record. The transcript has a single exon.